GACGGGAAAUCCGUGAUGCUUCAUGAAGAGGUAAAGACAGAGAUCCAGACAGCAGCAUCACUGUGGAUGUGAAAUCACGGCUUUCUGAGAGUCAAACGGAGAACAUUCUCAAUGGAGCAUCAUUCCAGAUCAAUUCAGCAGGGUUCCUCAGGUGGGAAUGCCUCCCUUUCUCCACCGACUCUGAGUCCAGCGAUCCCUCCCUACGUCAAACUGGGCCUGACAGUCGCCUACACCGUCUUCUACUCCAUCCUUUUCGUGUUCAUCUACGCUCAGCUGUGGCUGGUGUUGCGUUACCGGCACAAACGCUUCAGCUACCAGACGGCGUUCCUGUUCCUUUGUCUGCUGUGGGCGGCACUGCGCGCACUCCUCUUCUCGUUCUAUUUCAGGGACUGCGUGACGGCCAACGCGCUCGGACCGUUCUCCUUCUGGCUGCUCUACUGCUUCCCCGUGUGCCUGCAGUUCUUCACCCUCAGCCUCAUGAAUCUGUACUGCGCUCAGGUAUUCUUCAAGGCCAAAUCAAAGUAUUCUCCUCACCUCCUUAAAUAUAAGUUUCCUCUGUAUCUGCUGUUUGUUGGUGUGAGUCUGCUGUUUCUCCUGGUCAAUCUGACGUGUGCUCUGCUGGUGAAGAUGAGCGACACACAGGUGAAGACCGUCGUCCUGGUGCGGGUCACCAUCAAUGACUCUCUCUUCGUUCUCUGCGCCGUCUCUCUGUCCGUCUGCCUCUACAAGGUGGCCAAGAUGUCUCUGGCCAGCAUCUACCUGGAGUCCAAGGGCACAUCCGUGUGUCAGGUGACCCUGAUUGGUCUCAUGGUGAUACUCCUGUACGCAUCACGGGCGUGUUAUAAUUUAGUGGUCCUGGCUCUCACAGACAUCGAGACCAUUCAUUCAUUUGAUUACGACUGGUACAACGUGUCUGAUCAGGCGGAUCUGAGGUCUAGUCUUGGCGAUGCCGGUUAUGUCGUGUUUGGUGUGAUUCUGUUCGUGUGGGAGCUGCUGCCCACAUCUUUGGUGGUCUUCUUUUUCCGAGUGCGCAAACCUGCUCAGGACAGGAGCGGUUCUGCGAUUCCCAGCCAUGUUUUCACAAACAGACCAUAUUUCUUUGACAACCCCAGACGUUACGACAGUGAUGACGAUUUAGCCUGGGCUUCCCACACCCAGACCACCUCAACAAGUUUGUCUACAGACUGCUAUGAUUGGAGGAGCCGGAGCAGCAGUUUCCUGGUUCAUUUGGGAGGAGAUGAUCAACGGUUGUCCAUGGCAACAGCGGGACUAAACCGUUAA
Messenger RNA from Xyrauchen texanus (razorback sucker), 1281 nucleotides. RefSeq names its product G protein-coupled receptor 137Ba-like. Gene Ontology annotation, cellular component: lysosomal membrane. The record is from RefSeq and is a predicted model, not a curated record. The transcript is spliced from 7 exons. NCBI's taxonomy places the organism in Eukaryota, Metazoa, Chordata, Actinopteri, Cypriniformes, Catostomidae. Bases 112 to 1281 code for a protein of 389 amino acids. Gene Ontology annotation, biological process: positive regulation of TORC1 signaling; negative regulation of osteoclast differentiation; negative regulation of bone resorption.